GAGCGCCGGCCUCGGGCUCCGGGACCAGCUCGCUCGCUGGAGCAUCUUUCUCUCUCUCUCUCUCUCUCUCUCUCUCUCUCUCUCCACCUCGCGGGGCCCCCGUCCGGUUGGGCGAGGAGGGCAUCAUGGCCUCGGACUGCGAGGCGGCGCUGAGCCCGGCCGAGGGCCGGAACCCCCCGCUGGAGCGGUGCCUGGGGGCCCUGCGGGAAGCCAAGAACGACAGCGAGCAGUUCGCCGCCCUGCUGCUGGUGACCAAGGCCGUCAAGGCCGGCGACGUGGACGCCAAAACCAGGCGGCGGAUCUUCGACGCCGUCGGCUUCGCCUUCCCCAACCGGCUCCUGGCCUCCAAGGAGGCCCCCGACGGCUGCCCGGACCCGGUCUUCCGCGCCCUGGGCGUGACCCUGCUGGCCUGCUUCUGCAGUGACCCCGAGCUGGCCGCCCACCCCCAGGUCCUCAACAAGAUCCCCGUCCUCAACGCCCUCCUCCUGAGCGCCCGUGGCGACCCCGACGACCCCGCCCGCCGGGCCGUGGUGGACGACGCCUACCGGUGCCUCACGGCGGUGGCGGGCACCCCCCGGGGGCCCCGCCACCUGAUCGCCGGGGGCACGGUGUCCGCCCUGUGCCAGGCCUACCUGGGCCACGGCUACGGCUUCGACCAGGCCCUGGCCCUGCUGGUGGGGCUCCUGGCGGCGGCCGAGGGGCAGUGCUGGAAGGAGUCGGAGGCCGACCUCCUGACCGUGCUGCGGGGCCUGAGCGAGGAUUUCCAGAAGGCGGAGGACGCGAGCAAGUUCGAGCUGUGCCAGCUGCUGCCCAUCUUCCUCCCGCCGGGCCCGGUGCCCCCCUCCUGCCACCGGGACCUGCAGGCCGGCCUGGCCCGGAUCCUGGCCUGCAAGCUGAGCUCCUGGCAGCGCAACCCGGCCCUGAAGCUGGCGGCUCGGCUGGCCCACUCCUGCGGCUCGGAGUGGAUCCCCGCCGGCGGCCCGGGGGGCAAGUUCCUGGCCCUGCUGGUGAACCUGGCCUGCGUGGAGGUGCGUCUGGCCCUGGAGGAGCCCGGGGUCGAGGUGAAGGAGGACGUGGUGACCGCCUGCUACGCCCUGAUGGAGCUGGGCAUCCAGGAGUGCACCCGCUGUGAGCAGCCGCUGCUCAAGGAGCCCCAGAAAGUGCAGCUGGUCAGCAUCAUGAAGGAGGCCAUCGGGGCCGUGAUCCACUACCUGCAGCAGGUGGGUCCCGAGAAGCUGAAGGAGCCCUUCGUCUUCGCCUCGGUGCGCAUCCUGGGAGCCUGGCUGGCCGAGGAGACGUCAUCCCUGCGCAGGGAAGUCUGCCAACUGCUGCCCUUCCUCGUGCGCUAUGCCAAGACCCUGUACGAGGAGGCCGAAGAAGCCGGGGACCUCUCCCAGCAGGUGGCCUCCCUGGCCAUCUCCUCCUCGGCCCCUGGGUCCCCCUGGCCGGGAGACGCCCUGCGCCUCCUGCUGCCCGGCUGGUGCCACCUGACAGCCGAGGACGGACCCCGGGAGAUCCUCAUCAAGGAGGGAGCGCCCUCCCUGCUGUGCCAAUACUUCCUGCAGCAGUGGGAGCUGACCUCGCCGGGCCACGACCCCUCCGGCCUCCCCGACAGCGUGGAGCUGGGCCUGCAGACCGCCUGUGGCAUCUUCCUCAACCUGGUGGUGACCGCCCCCGGCCUCAUCAAGCGCGACGCCUGCUUCACGUCCCUGAUGAACACCCUGAUGACGUCCCUGCCGGCCCUGGUGCAGCAGAAGGGGCGGCUCUUGCUGGCAGCCAACGUGGCCACCUUGGGCCUGCUCAUGGCUCGGCUCCUCAGCACCAACCCGGCUCUCCAGGGGACGUCCGCCUCCCGCGGCUUCUUCGCCGCCGCCAUCCUCUUCCUGUCGCAGUCGCACGUGGCCGGGGCCGGCACGCCCGCGGCCCUGGCCCUGGCGCCGGACUACGAGGGCGUCUGGGCCGACCUGCAGGAGCUGUGGUUCCUGGGCAUGCAGGCCUUCACGGGCUGCGUCCCGCUCCUGCCCUGGCUGGCGCCCGCCGCCCUACGCUCCCGCUGGCCGCAGGAGCUGCUGCAGCUCCUGGGCAGCGUCACCCCGGCCUCCGUCAAGCCCGAGAUGGUGGCCGCCUACCAGGGGGUCCUGGUGGAGCUGGCCCGGGCUAACCGUCUGUGCCGCGAAGCCAUGAGGCUGCAGGCGGGGGAGGACACCGCCCACCUGUAUGGCAUGGCAGCCUUAGAGCAGUGCCUCGCGGAGCCGUGAGCAGGCAGGCCGCCCCCGGCCUGGCCCCCCCGCCCCUCCUCCCGCCCCACCCGCCUUGAAACCCAAUCCACCAGGAGGGAGAGGA
This is a messenger RNA of Ornithorhynchus anatinus (platypus), 2343 nucleotides long. It is a transcript of the gene NCDN, whose product is annotated as neurochondrin. The transcript is spliced from 7 exons. The record is from RefSeq and is a predicted model, not a curated record. Bases 126 to 2258 code for a protein of 710 amino acids. Gene Ontology annotation, biological process: neuron projection development; regulation of neuronal synaptic plasticity. NCBI's taxonomy places the organism in Eukaryota, Metazoa, Chordata, Mammalia, Monotremata, Ornithorhynchidae. Gene Ontology annotation, cellular component: dendrite.